Thunnus maccoyii (southern bluefin tuna) is the source of this 2321-nucleotide messenger RNA. It is a transcript of the gene nqo1, whose product is annotated as NAD(P)H dehydrogenase, quinone 1. The record is from RefSeq and is a predicted model, not a curated record. Gene Ontology annotation, cellular component: cytosol. The coding region runs from base 939 to 1799 and encodes 286 amino acids. Lineage: Eukaryota; Metazoa; Chordata; Actinopteri; Scombriformes; Scombridae. Gene Ontology annotation, molecular function: NAD(P)H dehydrogenase (quinone) activity. The transcript is spliced from 7 exons.
AUGGAACCAUUGGAAAUAGCUCUUUGAAACUCUAUUAUAUUUACUGGUAUUUAGUCAUAAACCAAAGUGUUGAACAUAUUCUAUUUGUGCCCUCAUGGUGGCAGUAGAGGGGAUCAUCAAAGUUAUUAGGAUUCAUCCUCUGAGAACCAUGAACGUCUGUAAGAAACUUGAUGCCAAUCCAUCUUGUUGAUGUUGAGUUAUUUCAGAGGAUAAGUGUAAACUUUGACCUGCUGGUGGCGCUAGAGCAAUAUUCAGGUAUCUGUACCAAAUCUUUAGUUGUUGAGAUAUUUCAUUCGGGACCAAAGUGGUGGAGUGACCGACCAAUGUUGAAAUCCAUAGAGCUCAACUGUCUCCCAACUGUCAACACUGAGGUAUAGUUUUGUUUUUAUCCUGGUAACACAAUGUCGGUUUUUAUCUUUUGGGCUUUGAAAAGGUUUCGUGAACAUCUCAGUCUCUAGUCCAUCACUUGAACAAAGUAAUGUGCAACUAGAUUUAUUAUGUUCUCUUUGAGCUUCUGUAUCCGUAGUGGUUAAACAUUAAGGAGUGUAAAGUUAAUUUUGCACUGGAACUUUGAAAUAGCCAAUAAAGUCAAUUAAGUUGCCCUGCCUUGCAUUUGACUGACCUGCUAAUGCACUGUGACUCUUGCACUGAAAUAUUUACCUUCAGACAGGUAAUCUGAGCAGGUCUCAUUGCAGAGUCUCACCCAGGUGAUCAGCAGGUGACAGAAGCGUCCAGGUAACAUUCCUGUCGCAUUCCAGUCUGUCAAGCCUGACACGCAACGCACAUGCCGAAGGCGUGUCUGAUCCACUGCGGGAUAACUCCGCCUCAGGGUGACUGUGGGAGCACGUCGGAAAGCCACAGGGUCUAUAAGAGCCACGGUGCCACCAGGAACCUGGUCUACAGUGCAGACGGAUCCGACACACAGACACACACGCAGCAUGGCUCAGAAGACGGCUCUGAUCGUUUACGCCCACCAGAGCACCGGCUCGUUCAACGCGGCGGUUCGAGACGUGGCGGUGCAGGAGCUGACGGAGCAGGGCUACAGGGUCGUCGUGUCUGACCUGUACGCCAUGAACUUCAAAGCUAACGCCACCCAGGACGACAUCAUCGGUGAUCUGAAGAACCCGGAGCUUUUCCAGUACGGAGACGAGACCAUGCACGCCUGGAUGGAGGGCCGCCUCAGUGACGACAUCGUAGCAGAGCAGCGCAAAGUAGAAGAGGCUGAACUCAUCAUCUUCCAGUUUCCUUUGUACUGGUUCAGUGUGCCGGCCAUCAUGAAGGGCUGGAUGGACAGAGUGCUGGCACAAGGCUUCGCUUUCUCCCUGGAAAAGAUGUACAAUAACGGCAUUUUCAAGAAAAAGAAAGCGAUGUUGUCCUUCUCGACCGGAGCGACACAGACUAUGUUCCGCCCUGAUGGCAUCAACGGAGACAUCAACAUCUCACUGUGGCCUCUACAGAACGGGACUCUGCACUUCUGUGGAUUUCAGGUUCUGGCUCCUCAGAUAUUCUGGAGUCCGGCUCACUGUCCCCCCGCCGUGCGAACCGCGAUGCUAGAAGGGUGGCGGACCCGACUAAAAGGACUGCUGGCUGAAAAGUGUUUGACCUUUGCCCCCUGCGAGAUGUUUGACCUCAGCUUUCAAGGGGGGUUCAUGCUGCGGCCCAAGGUGAAGGAGGAGCAAGAGUCGCAGCCCUUCGGUAUCACCACGGGACACCAUUUAGGGAAACCGCUGCCGCCUGACAACCAAAUCAAAGUUCAACCCACUGAUGAGAAUAGUGUGAAACCAUCCUGCAGGAACUAGAACCUUCUCUUCACUCAUGAAUGUGCCUUUAAACCAUCUAUAUACUGUAUGUGACAAGAUUACUUUAAUACCAAAAUACUGUAUGACAAUGAAAAAACUCUGCACACGGUCUCACUUACUGCUGAAAUAUUGAAAAAGUCUUUGGACGAAUUGAGACUAGUGUCCUUAAUAUGUUUGAUCUUAAGUCACUUGUUUUCUAUUUUUGAUCUUUGGGGUCACAUAGAUGUUACUUAAGAUUUAUUGGUGUUGUUAUAUUCUGUCAUUUUGUAUUCUUCUAAUCUUUUUAAUGCUUUUGCGACGGUGACAGGAUAUUUGUUGUGUUAGUUCAACGUUCUCAUCAGUCAAACUAAUGUUUAUAGUCCUCUGAUUGGAUGAUUGAGGCAGCUCCUAUGUACUCCCUCUCUAUAUAUAUAUGUAUGGAAGUGUGUUGAUGCCGCUGAAACGUUGUGAUCUAAUAAAUAUUCCAGCAGUAAGUGAGAAAGUGUUUAAUGAAGCUGAAAUAAAACCAUUUAGAACAAUGAC